Messenger RNA from Gossypium raimondii (Peruvian cotton), 1173 nucleotides. RefSeq lists its product as uncharacterized. Bases 1 to 1173 code for a protein of 390 amino acids. NCBI's taxonomy places the organism in Eukaryota, Viridiplantae, Streptophyta, Magnoliopsida, Malvales, Malvaceae. The transcript has 7 exons. The record is from RefSeq and is a predicted model, not a curated record.
AUGAUUGGGGAACGUCAGAAUUACUUGGCUAACAUGAUCUCUGCACUGGUAGCUGAGAAACUGGUUCACAAGGGAUGUGACGCGUAUUUGGCCUACGUAAGUGUUUCCGCUUCUGGGGACUCUACUGUAAAGGACAUCAGAACUGUGAGGGAUUUUCCAAACGUAUUUCUUAAGGAGCUACCGGGUUUACCUCUGAACCAGGAAGUGGAGUUUGGGAUUGAACUUUUCUUUGGUACAACUCUGGUGUCUAUUGCUCCCUAUCGAAUGGCACCGAAAGAGCUUACGGAGCUUAAAGCUCAAAAUCAAGAGUUAUUGGAUCAUGGGUUUAUCUGCCCUAGUGUGUCCCCAUGGGGAGACCGAUACUGUCAUGUGGUGUCUGCUAAGGGGUUCGAGUCGAUCCUUGAAAAAUUGAGGCUGUAUUGGAUUGGAAGCAGCCUAAGAAUGUGUUUGAGAUCCACAGCUUUUUGGGGCUGGCAGCUUGAACCUGGAAAGGAGUUCACGGUUUAUAGUGAUGCAUCACAUGUCGGUUUGGGAUAUAUGUUGAUACAGGCUGGUAAGCUGCUUAAGGAUUACGAUUGUACCAUUGAGUACCAUCCUAGAAAGGCAAAUGUGGUAGCUGAUGCAUUGAGCCGUAGGGCUAUAACUGAUCUGAGAGCGAUGUUCGCUCGACUUAGCUUGUUCGAUGAUGGGAGUUUGUUGGCUGAGCUUCAAGUCAAGCCAACUUGGAUCGAGCAGAUCAAUGGGUUGAAGCGAGAGGUUACGAAUUUUGUGGCUAGAUGCCUGACUUGCCAGCAGGUUAAGGCUGAGCAUCGGUUGCUUUCGGGAUUACUGCAGCCGAAUGAUUUGGGCGAGCGACAUGUUCUGGGUCUUGAGUUGGUCUCUGAGACAAAGGAUAAUGUUAGAUUGAUUCGAGAUCGUUUGAAAGCAGCUUCUGACAAGGAGAAAUCUUAUACGAAUUUGAAGAGGCGUGAGAUUAAGUAUUCUGUGGGGGAAUUUGUUUUUCUCAAGGUCUCACCAUGGAAAAAGUUGGAGCUACCUCCGGUGUUAGAUCGUAUCCAUGAUGUGUUUCAUGUCGCUAUGUUGAGGCGUUACCGCUCUGAUCCUACUCAUAUUGUCUUUGUUGAGGAGAUUAAGGUUAGGCCAAACCUGGCCUUUGAGGAGGAGUCUGUUUAG